This is a messenger RNA of Oppia nitens, 1590 nucleotides long. RefSeq names its product alanine--glyoxylate aminotransferase 2, mitochondrial-like. NCBI's taxonomy places the organism in Eukaryota, Metazoa, Arthropoda, Arachnida, Sarcoptiformes, Oppiidae. Gene Ontology annotation, cellular component: mitochondrion. Gene Ontology annotation, biological process: glyoxylate catabolic process. Bases 44 to 1549 code for a protein of 501 amino acids. Gene Ontology annotation, molecular function: L-alanine:glyoxylate transaminase activity; pyridoxal phosphate binding. The record is from RefSeq and is a predicted model, not a curated record. The transcript is spliced from 11 exons.
AUACAAUAGAAAACAUUUGACAAAGUAUUAUAUUAGAUAUAAAAUGAAUUAUUUGUCGUCAAUUUAUAAAAUUAACCCUAAAAUAAAUUUUAAUAAUUACCGAUAUAUAAGAUAUUAUUCACAAUUAGGACCUCAACUACCAAAAUGUAAUUUUAAUGCAAAAAAUAAUAAACCAAAAUUAUCCGCAACAGACAUCGAGAGUAUUCAUAAAUUGAAUUUAAAUCCAUGUCUUAAACCGUGGUAUCGGAAACCUGUUGUCAUUAAACAGGGAUAUAUGCAAUAUGUUUGGGAUAAUGACAACAAAAGAUAUUUAGAUAUGUUUGGAGGAAUAGUGACCACAAGUAUCGGUCACUGUCAUCCAAAACUAGUAGAGGAAACAACUAAACAGUUGAGCAAAUUAUGGCACACAAGUAGUAUCUAUUAUAAUGAAGAGAUUCACGAAUACGCCAAAGCAUUGGCUGAAAAACUUCCCGAUUCUCUCAAUAAUAUAUUCUUUUGUAAUUCCGGUUCUGAAGCCAAUGAUAUCGCUAUUUUGAUGGCCAGAUUAUAUACAAAAUCCUAUGAUAUAAUAUCAUUGCGUAACGCCUAUCACGGCGACUCUUUAAGCACUCAACCACUUUGUGGAGUUCAGAGUUGGAAAUUCCCGAUUCCUUUACAUUUUGGUGUCCAUCACUCUACUAAUGCCGAUCCAUAUAGUGGACGAUACGGCGGUUCCAAUUGUCGGGACUCUAUAGUACAGACAACCCGUCACUGUGAAUGUGCUCUUAAUGAAUGUAAUGCCUGCGACCGAUAUAUUGAGGACUUCCAACAGUUAUUUGACUCGACACUACCGAAGAAGAUCUGUGGGUUCAUCGCUGAAUCAAUUCAAGGAGUUGGAGGAGUCGUACAAUUCCCAAAAGACUUUCUUAAACGAGCCUAUCAUUUGGUCCGUCAACGCCAUGGAGUUUGCAUUGCUGAUGAAGUUCAGACAGGAUUUGGUCGAACCGGAACUCAUUUCUGGGGUUUUGAGGGUCACGGAGUUGUGCCGGAUAUUGUAACGAUGGCAAAGAGUAUCGGAAAUGGUUUUCCAUUAGCAGCUGUGGCCACCACUUCAGAAAUUGCUAAGACUUUAACUGAAGCGUCAUAUUUCAAUACAUUUGGUGGAAAUCCUUUAGCCUCGUGUGUUGGACUCAAUGUUUUAAAGAUAAUAGAAGACGAAAAUCUUCAGAAUAAUAGCCAUAAAAUGGGUACAAAAUUGUUAAGAGAUUUGCAGAAAUUGCGAGACAAUUAUCCAGAUAUUGUGGGAGAUGUCAGAGGAAAGGGACUAAUGAUUGGCGUCGAGUUGACCAGUGAUACGAAAUUAAGAAAACCAAUGAUUAAGUCUGAUUUUGAUGAGAUUUUGGAGAACUGUCGAGAUAUGGGUUUAUUAAUAGGCAGAGGAGGUCCAAACGGUAAUGUGUUUCGCGUAAAGCCUCCGAUGUGUAUCAAUGAAGAAGAUAUCGAUUUCACAAUCAAUGUCUUACAAAAAGCAUUUGAUUUACAUAAAGAAAAAAUUGUUAAAAAACAAUAAAUAAAUAAAUAUAAUAAUUAUUAAAUGAGAAAAUAUUUUUA